Molecule: messenger RNA, 3673 nt
Organism: Cuscuta campestris
Lineage: Eukaryota; Viridiplantae; Streptophyta; Magnoliopsida; Solanales; Convolvulaceae
Source: the annotation of a GenBank genome assembly
CACAAAUUUCUACUCCCGCUGAGAACGUCACUUCGUUCCUGGGAGGAAGUACCCAACCGUCAAGCCAGAUUCCUACCCCCAUUAUCACCAUUCCACCACCUAUCCCAUUCACUUCCCCCAUGAACUCUGUUCCUGUUUUUCCUCCAAAUUUCCCCGGGCCCAUGGAUCCGAUGUAUUCCCAGGCUCUUCAAAAUUUUGGGCAGUUCAUGUCCAUGUUUCAACAGUCGAGGGGAUUUUCGCCUUUCAUUCCGGGAAUGUAUCCAAAAUCCUUGCCUCAAACUAGCAUCAUUCGCCCGGUCAUCCCGACGAACCUAAUCGGGGAAAUGGAUAAAGCUGGUCCAUCCCGAUCUAGAAGAAGCCGGUCCCGUAGGUCACAGACGAAAGUGACCUCGAACGGGGAUGUGCGCUCGGUCCAUAGCAAAGAUGAGGACUGGGAUGUUCCCCAAGCGCUCAAAAAGUUGAAGGGAAAAGUUGUUCAACCUGAAGGGUCCAGGAGGUCAGCCUUUCAAAGACUUGGCCACGAUGGCCGAAAUCAAAACCGGCCUGCCAAAGAACGACUAGGAGUGGAAACAACCCCGUUGAGUGCUUUUGAUCGCCUGAGUAGAGGGGCCGAGCGACCUGGUCGGACCAGGCGCACGGAACCUCCCCAUCGCGAAGAGCCCCAACAUAGUCGGGCGCCCCAUGGAGAAGAAGAAGCGGAAAGCCAUCCUAGGCACACGAUCCGCUCCCAUGUUGAACAACCUCGGGAUCGUGUGGGCCGGGUCGAAGCACACCGGGUUCACGAGACCCCAUUUCCAAAGAAAGCAAAGUUGGAGGUCCCGAAGUUUACCGGGAAGGAGGACCCGGAAAUACAUGUCAAAACCCUUCAUCAAAGUGGAAGGAUGAUGGGCCUUUCCGGGGACGAAAAAUGUUUACUUUUCUUUCAGACCCUCCGCGGCCGGGCCGCUGAGUGGUUUCACAACCUCCCGGCCGGUGAGAUCGAUUCAUUUGAUGAACUGGCCGAGGUGUUCCAGGAAAAAUUCAAAGAGAACUGUACAAAGAGGAAAAAGUUUACCUACUUGAGUACAGCCAGGCAGCAAGAACACGAGGAUUUGACGAAAUUCCUCACCCGGUGGAAGGAUGAAGUUGACAAGGUGGAGGAGAUGGACGACAAAAUAGCCAUGUCCCUCCUUGUGUCCGGGCUCCGGUCCGGUGAACUAUACAAAGAAUUCUGCAGGAGGCCUCCCCAAUCCUACCAGGAGGCCUACAACACAGCCUGGGAAUAUGCUGACGCCGAAGCACAGGUGUCAUCCAAAAGGAAGGCCGAGCAGGGCCAUUCCAAAGGAAAAUAUUCCUUGAAGAAGGAAAUUGAUCUGCCUGGUAGGGCGAAGGCUGAAGUCAUGGAGGUUAAGCCGAUCAAAUCAGAGAAGAACCCGACCGGCGAGAAGCAAUGGACGGAGAAGUAUUGCUCCUUCCACAAAACUGAUUCCCAUAACACUGCGGAGUGUAACAGUGUGAAGGGAGUGAUUAAGCAGAUGAUCGAGGCCGGGGAGAUCGAUCCUGAGUAUCUGGCUCAGGCCAAGCAAAAGAAGAGCCAAUGGAUCAGGCCUGAGGGACAACUGGCCGAGCAAAAUAAAAAGAAGAAAGCAGCCGGUAAGGAGCAUUUGCAGGUCAUCUACGGCGGACCGGAAGGGGGAGACUCGGCUUCCCAAAGGAAGAAAUGGGGGCGAGAGCUCUACGUCGGGACGGUGGCCCUAAAUCCCCGGUCAAAACAAGCGAGACGGGAACCGAUCACUUUUACUGACCGAGACCUUCCCGCCACCGGAGAAGAUCACAAUGACCCCCUGGUCAUAACCAUGGACAUGGGUGGAGUCGAUGUCUCCCAGACUCCCCUGUCCGGGUUUACCAGGGACUUAGUCGAAGCUGAAGGGUCGAUCCUUUUAACUUGUGAAUUGGGCACAGGCGAACAGGUAGUCCAAAAACAAAUGAGGUUUGUGGUGGUGAACAUCAAAUGUGUGCACAAUGCCAUUUUGGGCCGGCCUGGGAUAAACAAGGUCCGUGGGGUCAUCUCCAUGGCCCAUCUCUGUAUGAAGUUCUAUACCCCGGGCGGUAUAGGACAAGUGAGAGGAGAUCAAAAGAAGGCCCGGCAUUUCUAUUUGGAAGCUGUAAAGAAAAUGACGAAGGCUUUUGAGAGAGUCACUUUGGUCUCUCAGGAGGAAGACCGGUCAAAGCUAGAGCCGGGUGAUGAAACCGAGCAGAUCGUUCUCCGGGAAGCCUUCCCGGAAAGGAUGGUGCGAAUAGGCAGGGAUCUGCCCAGAGGACUUCGAGAGGAAAUCAUCUCGGUCCUUCGGGAAUACGCAGAUAUUUUCGCUUGGAGUGUGGCGGACAUGCCGGGCAUAGACCGUUCUGUCAUAUGCCAUCGUUUGGUUGUGAUGGAAGGGAGCCGGCCUGUGAAACAGAAGAAGAGGCACUUGGCGAACGUCCGGAGGGGCUUUGUGAAGAAAGAGAGGUACGAACUCAUGGAGUAUCUAGAGACCGGUCAGAAACCAGAUGAUGAGGAACGAGCCAGGAAAGUGGUCCUGCGGGCUCCUCGUUUUCAGGUAAUCGAUGGUCACUUGUACAAACGUGCCAUCGGUGGACCUCUCCUACGUUGCCUUACCAACCCGGAGGCUGAACGGGUAACAGCUGAGGUGCAUGAGGGAGUUUGUGCAGCCCAUCAAAUGUCCCGCACUUUGACUCAAAGGAUAAUAUUGCUUGGCUACUACUGGCCGACCAUUGUUGGGGAUUGUGAGCGGUAUGUCCAGAGAUGUAGGACGUGCCAGGUUAUUUACAAACAUCCCGGCAGGCCGGCCACAUAUUACCAACUAACGUCUAAUGUCAUACCAUUUGCCCGGUUUGGGAUUGACAUUAUUGGAGCCUUCUCGGUCGCCCAAGGCAGAAAGAAGUUCGUGAUGGUGGCUAUUGAUUACUUCACUAAAUGGAUCAAGGCUGAGGCGAUGGCUACCAUAACCUUUCGCAACCCCCAGUUCACUGCAUACCUUGGUAGCUUCGGGAUCAAGCAUAGCAACGCAUCGGUAGCAUAUCCACAAGGAAAUGGCCAAGUCGAAAAUGCUAACCAGACAAUAGUGGACGGGCUGAAAAAGAGAUUGGGUGAGGAAGGACACAAGUGGUUGGAAGCCUUGCCUCAUACGGUCUCGGCGCAAAGAGUGACUUCAAGGAGAGCAACUGGAGAGACUCCUUUCAUGCUCACUUACGGAUGUGAAGCCUCACUACCAGUAGAGGCAGAAAUUCCAACAUUUAGAGAAACCGUGUACCAGCCCGGUCAGAAUGAAGUCGGCCACCUAGCUGAAUUGAAUCUGGUGGAAGAACGAAGGACCAUAGCCGCUGUCAAGAUGGCCGGUUACCAGCAGUCAGUAAAGAGGUAUCAUGAUAACCAGGUGGGCCCACGAUGUUUCCAAGUGCAUGAUGAAGUCUUACGCGGAAGGGAUGCUAGUAAGCCUAAUGAGAGAGGCAAGCUAGUACGAAACUAGGAGGGACCCUAUCGCAUAAAGGCUAUCAUCAAGCCGGGCACUUACCAACUGGAGACUAUGGAAGGUGGCCGGGUUGACCGACAUUGGAACUCUCAUCACUUACGUAAAUUCUUUAGAUAAAGUGUAAUGAGUUCCCUAGACGUUAAUAAAACUUUGUUCUUUUU